AAUUCAUCAUAAUCCAAAUCUUUAAUGGGAUCCCAAUCUAAUUUCUCUUCUUCUUCUUCCUUCCUUCCUUUCCCCCUAAACUAUCAUCCAAAAUCUUCCUCUAUAUAAACCCACUUUCCCUCACCACCAUUUUCUCUCAACACAAAUAUUAUUACUACUAUAUGUAUUUUUAAUAAACACUCACAAAGCACGACGCCGUUUUUCUCCACAGUUUUCCCUUUUCAUGGCCGCCUCUGAUCUCUCCGUUAUUCUCCCCCGCGUUCUCGUCGUCUCUCGCCGUUGCGUUCGCAAGAACAAAUUCGUCGAUUUCGUUGGGGAGUAUCAUCUUGAUCUCAUCGUUGCCUAUGGCGCGGUACCGGUUAUAGUUCCAAGAGUCGCCGGUGUUCAUAUGCUUUUAGACAGUUUCGAACCGAUCCAUGGAGUUCUCCUCUGCGAAGGCGAGGAUAUUGAUCCCUCUCUUUACGAAACCGAUACAUCCGGUCUAUCUCAAGAGGAGCUUGAGGAAAUCAGGCGCUUACAUACAAGCGAUACCGCCAUUGAUAAAGAAAAAGAUACAAUCGAGUUUCGAUUGGCAAAACUCUGCUUGGAGAGAAACAUUCCAUAUCUAGGGAUUUGCAGAGGAUCGCAGGUACUCAAUGUUGCGUGUGGGGGUACGCUUUAUCAGGAUAUUGAGAGGGAAAUUAGGAAGAAGAGUCCGGGAGGGGAAAAAGUUGUUCAUAUUGAUUACGAUAAUUACGAUGGGCAUAGACAUAGGGUUAAGGUUGUAGAGAACACUCCAUUGCAUAAUUGGUUUAGAGAUUCUUUAGAUGAAGAAGAUAUGGAGAUUAUGGUGAAUAGUUAUCAUCAUCAAGGAGUAAAGGUUUUGGCUCAAAGAUUUGUGCCAAUGGCCUUUGCUCCUGAUGGAUUGAUUGAAGGGUUUUAUGAUCCAGAUGCUUAUAAUCCUGAAGAAGGUAAGUUCAUUAUGGGACUUCAAUUUCAUCCUGAGAGGAUGAGACACCCCGAUUCUGAUGAAUUUGAUUAUCCUGGAUGCCCUGCCGCUUAUCAGCAAUUUGUGAAGGCAGUAGUUGCAUAUCAAAAGAAAUUAAACAGCAGCAAAUUAUCAGCACCCAAAAAGACAUUAAAGCUGGACAAUGAAAUGGAGAAAAAAAGGAAGAUCUUGGUCAGAAGCUUCUCCCUUGCCAAGAACUUAUACACAACCGGCCGCGAUGCACAGCCAGAGAAAGAACCCGAGCUCGAAGUCGGAGCAGAAUUUCUAGAGUCAAACACAGCUUUAAGUGUACAACAAGAGAACAGACUAAAGCAAAUGGGUGCAACAGUGAGAAAUGGCAGUUCUUACAUAGAAAAAUUGAAGCUAAAUGAAGCAAGAGAAAGAACAGCAAAGAAUGUGAUGGGGAAGAUGACAAUAGAUCAAUUAUCUGAUCUCUUGUCUUUCUAUCAUAUGAUGGGUCAAAUUUGCUCAGAUGUCUUGGAGAGAAAGUUGAAUGAUAUUGUCAAAUAAAAGCAAAGGCAGUGACACUGAAAAAACAAAAAGAUAUGUACUCGUUUUGCCCUUCUUAAUUCCAAAUGUCCCUUUGUGUGUCAUUUUCUGUGUUAUCUUUUGUUGUUGGAGCCACACAUGAAUCUCAUAGGGAUCACCCAACAAAUUUGUGUGUCUGUUUAUUUAUUUAUUUAUUUUUCUCUCUUUAAAGGGUGAGUGGUCAAAUUGGGAUUGAGGAUGAAAAUUUAUGUAUUGCCUUUCUCUCCCCUUUUUUGUUGGGUUAGAAAUUAUGACGUUGAUUGAAUUGGAAUUGGACUGUAAAGUUGGGGAAA
This is a messenger RNA of Cucumis melo (muskmelon), 1809 nucleotides long. RefSeq names its product putative glutamine amidotransferase GAT1_2.1. Lineage: Eukaryota; Viridiplantae; Streptophyta; Magnoliopsida; Cucurbitales; Cucurbitaceae. The record is from RefSeq and is a predicted model, not a curated record. Gene Ontology annotation, molecular function: hydrolase activity, acting on carbon-nitrogen (but not peptide) bonds, in linear amides. Gene Ontology annotation, cellular component: cytosol. The coding region runs from base 224 to 1498 and encodes 424 amino acids. The transcript is spliced from 4 exons.